Messenger RNA from Capra hircus (goat), 2922 nucleotides. RefSeq names its product transmembrane protein 252 (gene TMEM252). Lineage: Eukaryota; Metazoa; Chordata; Mammalia; Artiodactyla; Bovidae. The record is from RefSeq and is a predicted model, not a curated record. The coding region runs from base 201 to 716 and encodes 171 amino acids. The transcript is spliced from 2 exons.
UUAGGUUAAUCGUCCAAGGAUAUUAGAGUUAUUUUCAAUGGUUAAUGAAUAGCUUCUAAGAGCCUGCUUCAUUUAAUUGUCCAAAGGCCAGUUGGUCCCAGAGCAUAUAAAGCUGUGAGCUGGCUAAUGAGAGCAUUCUCUCUGAGCAAGGGAAGAAGGGGAGUGGCAGGCUCGGGGAUCUGGGCUCCAAAGGAGCAGCGAUGCAGAACAGAACCUGUCUAGUUCUCUGUGUCUUUGCCCUCCUGAUGGGCUUCCUGAUGAUCUGCCUGGGGGCCUUCUUCAUUUCCUCAGCCUCUCUGUUCAACUGCCAGGGGAACUUGACCCUGGCCUAUUUGCUUCUGCCUCUGGGGUUUGUGAUCCUUCUGAGUGGAAUUUUCUGGAGCACCUACCACCAGGCCAGUGAAAGCAAAGGGGUUUUCAACCGUGUGCUCAGACAGUAUGGUGCUCAGGGGGCCCUGCCCCUGGCCACAGUGGACAGACCAGGUUUUUACCCUCCAGCUUACGAAGAGAGUCUUGCUGCUGACAAGCAAGCCUGUCACACAGAGCAAGAGAUCUCGGGUGCUCCUCCACCUCUGUACACAGAGAAGGGCCUUGAAUUUCAGGAUGAAGACGGGGCCCACUCAGAGGACCCACCACCCUAUGGCGAGUCUGCAGCAGACGGGGUGGCAGCAGCAAGGCCGUGGCAGGAUGCUCAGAGGCAAAGCCAAGAGUGCUGAAGCAGGGGAAGUGCGCCAGCCCUCACGACGCACCCUCAUGGGAGGCAGCUAUGAAUAAUAAACCCAGGCAGGGACUGCGGGAGGAGAAGCCACAUCAGCGACCCCAGAGGAGAGCUCGCAGCGGGACCCUGUGAGGCCAAUGCGAUUCCGCGUGUGUGCUUGGCCUGCAAGGGCAGGGUGGGGCACCAGGCAAACAUUUCAAAGGAUUCGCAGUCACCCCAACCCAGGGAAGCUUUUGGACUGCAAAGGUUUUGUUGUGAGAGCUCUGCUCCUUUCUGCUCAUCCCCAACACUUCUCCCAUCUCCUGACCGGCAGCACGGAGGAAGAGAUGCCGUUUGGACACCAUGCACCUUCAUGGACUGCAUUACAAAUACUCACAAAGGGAAAAGGCAAGCUGGCCACCAACGGUCAUUAUCGUUUAAAUUGCGGGUUCUGCUGGCUGGUUUCAUAGUUAUCCUCAUUUACCGUACUGCCAGUGGCACGCUAAUUCACACAUUGUAAGAGAUUUGCCCCUGGAACCCAUUAAUGUUACUUUGUAUGACUUUAAGUAUGUAUAUUUUAUUUCUGUCUGAAAGGAAAGUGACUUCAAUACUUACUUUCAAAAUGGUUCAAGCACAAAGUCUUAAAUGAGUAUUUUAAAAAUGGGAUGGUUUUACAAGCAUAUAUAGAAGAUUUCCUAGAGACUCAAGUUGAAUAAAGAGAAUAUUCAAAAAUUCACAAUACACAGGAUUCAGGGGAAAAAAAGUAUUUGUGCUAGCCAUAGGUUGUAUUAAUACAGAAGACACAAAUCUUGAAAAGCUUUAAAAUACCCAUGUAUUUCAGUGAAUCCCCUGUAAAUCUCUAGGAUUUGAAAGAAAGGAGACUAGAGUGUAGUACCUUAAUUAUUAACAGACAAUUCUUUGUGUCUCAAAACAUAGAUCCAGACACUUUUAGAUUUAAUACAUUUAUUUUGAAGCCCAAUGCUUCCUCUUCAGCUUUACUAUGUCUUAUGAUCUUAUUAUAAGUUUUAAUACAUGAGGACAAGUCAGGUGGCAGAGUGGUGGGAGGAUAUACAGCCUGAUGCUUUAGAGCUUGAGAAAGAAACUUCAUCUCUCUGGGCCUCCGUUUCCUGCCCUGUCAGGUGAGGACUUUAUGCUGGGAUUAAUAUAUGACAAUUAUGGAAUACCUUUUAUAAGGCAUGCUCUUUACUACAACUGUUUAUGCUUUUUAUUUAGCCCUCAUUAUAGUCUUCAGAGAUAAGUGCUGUGGUUAUUCUCAUUGCAAAGAUGCAUAAAUUGAGAGUUCGAGAAGUUAAACCUUUCCAACAACAUAGUUAUUUCCACGAGGGUGAGGAAAGGUCCAUAGAAGAGCAGGGAAGACUUUACUUCACACUUCUGUGCUAGGUUGUGCUAAUCCUGUCUUACUUCCCUCCUUCCAAGGAAAAGUUAAGACUUAUCUCCCCCUCAGGAAGUAGGCCCUAACAGGAAGGGGAGCCCCAGGGUAGCAGCAUUAUCUUAAAGCCCUUAGAGGCAGCAAAAGUUGCUUUAGUGUUAACCGCUGGCUUCUCUUUUAAAAUGUAAAUAAACCUUCCUCCGUUUUUCUGCGGAGCUUGGCCCUCACCAAGUUGUAAUUUCCUUUCAUCUGAUUGUUAUACCAUGAUGAAAGAUACCUCCUUCUGAUAACAGACAGCCUUGGUGAAGGGCACGGGAGGGCUUUGGACACUGGAGGGAGAGAUGAAGAGCUUUCGAGGAGGCUAGGGUUGUAGAGAUGAGAUGGGGACCCUGUGGCCUCCUCCUUCUGUUAUUACGGAGCGCUCAGAUGAAGCAUGUCCUGACACGCAGGAAGCCAUCCGAGGAAAUCCUGGUUCCUUUACACAAAGCAGGACUUUGGGCAUCUGUGAUUUGAGUCCUUGACAUCAAGAGCAUAACUGGACAUGAAGGUCACUCAUGGUUGUCCAACAGGAAGGUGGUCAUUUAUUAGCAAGGCAAUUUAUAAUUUCUCUCUUGUCAUCUCUUUCUAUUCCUCUACUGAGACGGUUAUCCUGGAAUUCUCCUUACGGUCUGAGCACAUUCACUGACUAGAACAAGCUCUAUCACUGGGCUUUUGUCCAGAAUUUGAAUUUGUAAUAGAUGUUUUUUCCAAAUACUACUGAGACAAAUGUAAUUUUCAUUUAUAUGAGAAAAUUGUCUUAAUCUCUUAACUGCAAUAAAUUUUGUACUUAAAUGUU